AUGAAGAUUGUAAGUCCACCGAGUGGGCCGGGCCGAGAUUGGCGUGGUUCGCAACCGAGUGGGCCGGGCCGAGAUUGGCGUGGUUCGCAACCGAGUGGGCCGGGCCUUCUCCACGGUUUUUGCUACAACUUGUGCACCGCUAUCUCUUCCUGCUUUUAUGUGUUCUGCUGCUGCUGGCUUAUAGAGGACUGCUUUGUGGGCCGUCGUUCUUUUCCCUCGCGGGCUUCGCCUAUUUAUGGGUCGCCAGAACCACCUCCACCGCCUCCCCCAUAUGUUGGACCUGGGUCUCAGGGUAUGUUGGGUCCUCUUUUAGGACAGUCGGGCCAUUCACAUGUUGGGCCUGAAGCACACGGAAUAUUCGGCCCGCCCGGCCCACCAGGCCCAGUUGGCUACCCUUGA
Molecule: messenger RNA, 399 nt
Organism: Striga hermonthica
Lineage: Eukaryota; Viridiplantae; Streptophyta; Magnoliopsida; Lamiales; Orobanchaceae
Source: the annotation of a GenBank genome assembly